UGCCACACACCAGAUUACAGUUACUGGAUUUUGCCACACACCAGUUUACAGUUACUGGAUUCUGUCACACAUCAGUUUACCAUUACUGGAGUCAGUCAAACACCAAUUUACAGUUCAGUUUCUGGAAUCUGGCACAAACCACUUUACUGUUACUGGAGUAUACACCAGGUUUCAGCCACUAGAGUCUGCCACACACCAGUUUACAGUUACGGAGUCUGUAACACACCAGUUAAUAGUUACUGGAUUUGGGCACACACCAGUUUACAGUUACUGGAGUCUGGUACAUGUUAGUUUCAGUCUGGUGUACACUAUAUUUCCGAUCCUGUUACUCUCAGUCCGUUUAGAUCAUUUCAGUCACUGUCCCUUUAAGCCGGUGCGGAAGUGCUGUAUGUGCAGUUAAUGCAAUAAGGUCAGAGUCUCUUAGAAAGCGAAUGUAUUACUUAACACCAAGCUAUCUCGUGUUGCAGCAACUUUUUUUAAACACACCCUUGUUCGUUAGUAUUCGCUCACACAGGUAACCGUCGUAACAAUAAAUAGCGAAGCGGAGAAGGACUCAGCAGCAGCGUGUUUAACCGGCGAGCUAACAGUGUGUGACACCAGCUUAUUUCUCAAUGGCGGUGUCUAAAUGUACCCGGCUGACCGGCCAGUUGACUAAGCAGGUCCUAGACUCCGUGGACAGUGUGCUGUUUGACUGCGACGGAGUGAUCUGGCGAGGAGAUCAGGCCAUACCGGGCGCCCCUGAAGUCAUCAACUCGCUGAAAAAAGCCGGGAAGCGCGUGUACUUCGUCACCAAUAACAGCACGAAGACGCGCAGAAUGUACGCGGAGAAGUUGAGUAAGCUGGGCUUCGAGGCCAGUGAGGACGAGGUGUUUGGAACAGCUUACUGUUCAGCCGUGUACCUCAAAACCGUGUGCCACCUCCAGGGCAAAGUGUACUUGAUCGGAAGCAAUGCGAUGAGGCAAGAGCUGGAGGCGAUAGGCCUCGAAGCGGUCGGUGUUGGACCCGAUCCUGUCUCAGGAGGGCAGCAAGACUGGGCCAGUGUUCCUCUGGACCCAGAGGUCAAGGCCGUGUUGGUUGGUUUUGACGAGCAUUUCAGUUACAUGAAGCUGAACAGAGCAUUAAAGUAUCUGGAAAAUGCCGAGUGUCAGUUUGUUGGCACCAACACAGACACCAGGCUUCCUCUCGAAGGAGGCAAAUCAGUUCCAGGUACUGGCUGCCUGUUGAGAGCCGUGGAGACAGUGGCGCACCGAAAUGCCCAAGUGGUCGGGAAGCCCAGCAGCUUCAUGUUCAAAUGCAUGGCUAGUCAGUUUGGGCUUGACCCAAGCAAAUGUCUUAUGGUUGGGGACAGACUGGACACAGACAUCAUGUUAGGUUCGACCUGUGGUCUGAAGACUAUGCUGACCCUCACUGGUGUCUCAACAGUGGCAGAAGCAGAGGAGCACCAAAGAAGCGGAUGCCCCAAGCGUCUGGGCAUGGUGCCUGAUUAUUAUGUCGAUAGCAUUGCAGAGAUUUUACCAGCCCUGCAAGCAUAGUGCAUCAGUAUUGAUGAGGAUAUUGCGUGUUUCACAUAGGUUUAGCAGAAAUAUAAAAUAUUAUUUUUAUUAUUAUUAUUAUUUACAAAACAGAACUCAUUUAAGCCAACAUGAUCAGUAGUCAAUGUUAACAUAAGUGCUGUUUCUUAAUUUGGUCUUCGGGACCUCCAGUCAGCACAUUCCCCAGGUAAUCAUUACAUAAACCUUUGGUUAAGAUGUCUUUGAAACUUAAGACGAAUAAAACAUGAACUGUCUUGAAGGUUUUGAGGACUAGAUAAAGACCAACUGCAACAGAGGAUUAUAAAAUAAUUAUAUAUUUUCAAGAAGGAUUUUAA
Clarias gariepinus (North African catfish) is the source of this 1867-nucleotide messenger RNA. It is a transcript of the gene pgp, whose product is annotated as phosphoglycolate phosphatase. Lineage: Eukaryota; Metazoa; Chordata; Actinopteri; Siluriformes; Clariidae. The transcript is spliced from 2 exons. The record is from RefSeq and is a predicted model, not a curated record. Bases 612 to 1532 code for a protein of 306 amino acids. Gene Ontology annotation, cellular component: cytoplasm. Gene Ontology annotation, molecular function: sn-glycerol 3-phosphatase activity.